This is a messenger RNA of Anopheles bellator, 1863 nucleotides long. RefSeq names its product facilitated trehalose transporter Tret1 (gene nebu). Gene Ontology annotation, cellular component: membrane. The transcript has 3 exons. Gene Ontology annotation, molecular function: sugar transmembrane transporter activity. The record is from RefSeq and is a predicted model, not a curated record. NCBI's taxonomy places the organism in Eukaryota, Metazoa, Arthropoda, Insecta, Diptera, Culicidae. The coding region runs from base 96 to 1622 and encodes 508 amino acids. Gene Ontology annotation, biological process: transmembrane transport; carbohydrate transport.
UCGGUGUUUCCAUUAACUAGUUCAUCAAUACUGUAGUUUCUUCAUUAAGUUAUACGUUUGAGAGCGAGUUUUAUGUGAGAUAAAAUAACGAUACAAUGUCUGAAAAUACAGAAACCACUCCUUUAAUUAGGCCAGCAGAUUAUAGGAUACAGCACAAUGAAGCUGAUAUGUCCACGAUUGUGGUCAACAAUGUGUCCGGAGAGUCUGGCCGCAAAUUGCCGCAGUUUAUUGCUGGUUUGGCAGCUUCUGGUGGUGCUCUUGCUGCUGGCACAUUUCUUGGAUGGACAAACCCGACCGAAGCUCCUUUAACAAAGGAGAACGAAUACGGAUUCCCAGUGUCUACCGAAACAUUUUCCUGGAUAGGAUCUAUUUCUAAUUUGGGUGCCGCGCUGAUGUGCUUCCCGAUUGGAUAUAUGAUGAAAAUAAUUGGAAGAAAAUGGUCCAUGUUGUCGAUGGUACUCCCUUUGGUUCUAGGCUGGCUGCUUAUUAUAUUUGCAGAGAAUGUAGCCAUGCUGUUAGUAGGACGUUUGUUUCUUGGUAUUGGGGGUGGUGCUUUUUGUGUAGCAGCUCCAACGUACACAGCAGAAAUAGCGCAGCCGUCCAUUCGUGGCACUCUUGGAACGUUCUUCCAGCUAAUGGUAACUGUAGGAAUUCUGUUCGUCUACGCUGUCGGUACUGGCGUAAAUGUGCAGGUUUUAAGUAUUAUUUGCGGUGUAAUACCUUUAGUAUUUGGAUCAAUAUUUUUCUUCAUGCCUGAAAGCCCUUACUAUUAUAUCGAGAAAGGUCAGUACAGCGAAGCCUCCAAGUCCUUAAAAUGGCUUCGAGGUUCGCACUACGACGAAAACGCUGAAAUGGAAGACAUGAAAGAAGAAGAUUCUAAGCUGAAAGCUGAAGCUAUUACAAUGCUGGACGCAUUUCGCCAAAAGGCGACUAUUAGGGCAUUGGUAAUUUCUCUGGGGCUUAUGUUUUUCCAGCAACUGUCGGGGAUCAAUGCGGUUAUUUUCUAUAACGCAGCAAUUUUCAAAAGUGCUAACGGUGAUGAAGAUAUGACCUCGGCUAGCGUCAUAGUAGGCGGAAUUCAAGUUGUUGCUACGUUGGUUGCGGCGAUUGUAGUAGAUAAAGUUGGUAGAAGAAUUCUACUGAUGGUUUCGGACUUCAUGAUGGCGGUCUCAACGAUACUCUUGGCUGUGUAUUUCCAGCUCAAGCAAGAUGAUCCAUCCAAAGUGGACGAUCUAAGCUGGCUGGCUGUACUGGCAGUAUGUAUGUUUAUUGCCAUGUUCUCUAUUGGCUUCGGCCCAGUGCCAUGGUUAAUGAUUGGUGAACUAUUCGCUAAUAAUGUAAAAGCGUUUGCUAGUCCAAUUGCAGGGGUCUUUAAUUGGUUGCUUGCGUUUCUUGUGACAAAAAUAUUCACUAAUCUUACCGAUGCUAUGGGCGAGGCAGGAGUUUUCUGGCUUUUCUCUGGACUUUCCCUUCUAGGUACCGUCUUUGUUUAUGUGAUAGUGCCGGAAACAAAAGGAAAAUCUUUAAAUGAAAUACAACGUGUAUUAGCUGGUGAGCAAUUGGAGACUAGUAAACAAAAAAUCGAGAGUCAAAUCGAUGAUAUAUCGGCGCCUGGAACAUGAGCUGAAAACAAAAUUGAGAGUGAACAGAAAAGCAGCAUAAGUCUAGUGAAUAACAAUUCUGAAAGGUUUUAUUAUAUGAGCUAAUAUAUAACGUACUGCUUUUUAGAAAUGAAAUAAACAAUUGUACAUAGCUCACGCAAAGUUGGAAAAAAUAGAGUUAUAUAAGAGUGUGAAUAAAAAUUCUGAAACGUGUUAUUAAUUUGAUUAUUAUAUAAUGCACUGCUUUUUAGAAAUUAAAUAA